Molecule: messenger RNA, 330 nt
Organism: Drosophila kikkawai
Lineage: Eukaryota; Metazoa; Arthropoda; Insecta; Diptera; Drosophilidae
Source: RefSeq, a predicted model, not a curated record
AUGAAGGCAGGAAAACUGGCACUGGGUUUCCUCACACUAAGCAUAUGCAUGUGGGUGGCCAAUGCGGCCAGUAGCACGACGUCUACAGAGGCCGCCACGACGACAACGACAACAACAACGGCGGCCACAGCAACGACAACAACUACGACAGCCUCCUCCUCCUCCUCGAGUGUUAAGAGGAAGCGUUUCCGGAUCUCCAAUCUAAAUUAUUCGGUGACGCGCAGGUACAGGAUCUACAGGAGCACCACCGCCAGUACCAGGAGUAGAUCAAGGCGUCUACGCAACCGGCGCCUUGUCAGGGUCUUGAGGCGGAGCAACAAUCGGGGUUGA